GCCGCUCACUUCUCAUUCAAAUAGAGACUACUUUCCCUCAACACUACAAUCACAAAGCAAAUCAAGAAAGCUAAAGAGAAUCAAAAUGGCUAGUGGAAGUGAUCAGCGUGUGGUGGUCGUAGGAGUAGAUGAUUCAGCCCAUAGCUACCAUGCACUCGAGACGGCUCUUGAUCUCUUUUUCAUACCUUUCAAGGCCAACCCACAAUUCAAACUUGUCGUUGUUCACGGACGACCAACAGCGACCUCCUUCCUCGGUGUUGCUGGUCCUGGAACGGUGGAUAUUAUACCAAUGGUGGAACAAGAUUUAAACAAGACCGCAGAAUUGGUUAAGAAGAAGUGCUCCGAAGUGUGCUCGGCUAAGUCCGUUGAGAUCUCGUCUUUGGAGGUGAUUGAAGGAGAUCCAAGGAAUAUUAUGUUGGAAGCCGUGGAGAGACAUCAUGCAUGUGUUAUUGUCCUUGGUAGCCAUGGUUAUGGAGCUGUCAAGAGGGUGUUUUUGGGGAGUGUGAGUGAUUAUUUAGCUCAUCACGCACAUUGCUCCGUUAUGAUCGUCAAGAAACCUAAGGCUAAACCUACUUCUACGGAAACACACUAAUGAGAGGAACAAGACGUCCUAUUUUUGUUAUAUUUGUUACCAUUCUGUUUUCUUAAGUAAGACCCUAUCUAUACUCUUCUUCCCCAACAUCUUCAGUUUCACGUUAAUAGAUGUAUCACUUCGUU
This is a messenger RNA of Arabidopsis arenosa, 717 nucleotides long. The record is from the annotation of a GenBank genome assembly. Lineage: Eukaryota; Viridiplantae; Streptophyta; Magnoliopsida; Brassicales; Brassicaceae.